AUGCAGCUCCUAUCUCUUUUCUCUUCUAUUGCACUCCUGUCGGCGCUAGUCGCAUCAUCUCCGGUGACAGACUUCAAGAAGGUCUCGAUCCGUGCUGAUAGAGGUAGUCACGUUUAUCCCGGACUCGCAGACCGUAAGAAGGCGAUAUUGGGCGCUGGCGGCAACACUCGUGACUUGGCUAUUGCGAUGCUGGAGACAAACACCAUGACCACCAAUUACACCUAUGGUGAUGGAAAGACAGGCGAUGGCACGAACUUCGGAAUCUUCAAGCAGAAUUGGUUCAUGUUGAGAACUUCUGCAUCUGAGUUCCUUAACGAGACCACAGAACAGGUCAAGGACGGUGCCAUUCUCAACUCUGAUCUCGGCAAGGACAUCAAAGCUCGCCACGAAGGAGAGGAGCACUACGGGUAUGAAAUCUGGUUUAGCGGCCACCGCAAUGGAGCAACAGGUGUUCAGAACCCCGGUACAGCUGAUAUUAAGACAUACAUGGAGGGCGUUGCUUGGAUCCAGGAGCAGAUUGAGAGUGACCCCAAGUAUCAGACUGACGAUACUCGCUUCUGGGUCAGUGUCACUGCUAUUUAG
Messenger RNA from Penicillium griseofulvum, 582 nucleotides. RefSeq lists its product as uncharacterized. The record is from RefSeq and is a predicted model, not a curated record. The transcript is spliced from 5 exons. NCBI's taxonomy places the organism in Eukaryota, Fungi, Ascomycota, Eurotiomycetes, Eurotiales, Aspergillaceae. Bases 1 to 582 code for a protein of 193 amino acids.